AUGUUAAAUUAUUUAUUGCUAUUCUCUGUUUUCAUUAGAUUUGUAGAGAAUUCGGAAUCAAAUUGGAAUCCUAAAUAUUUGGAAUUUUUGGAAAAUCAAGAUCGAUUGAUUGAUGAUCUUUACGCAAAAUAUAGUUCAAAACGAGCGCCGAUUUAUACAUUAGGUUAGUAUCAAAAAUAAAUGUGUAAGGUUUUCGAAAAAAAAUGAAUUCAGAAAGAGGAAAUGGAUCUGAUGCAAUUCCAAAGUUUGUAGUUACUAUGGUUUCUGGAUAUCUGAAAUUGAUUGAAGUUUCAAAUCCAGAAGAACGUGCAACUUUUGUUUUUGAUUUCACGGCGGUAGGAUUUUGAGAAAUAGUUUUUGUUAAAAAACAAAAAAAAAUUUCUUGAGUCGUGGGAAGAUGCUCGAUUAUCUUGGAAUUCUACAGAAUACGGUGGCAUUAGUUAUUUAUAUCUUCCAAUCACCGAAGUCUGGGUUCCAGAAAUUGCAAUAGUUGAUUGCAUAGAUAUCAAAACUUUAAUGUCAGAUGAAAUGAAAAAUGUUUUGAUAAAAUCGGAUGGAAAAAUUGCAUUUUAUCAAAGCGAAGUAGUUUCAGUGGUUUGCGAAAUGGAUGUUUAUAAAUUCCCAAUGGAUAAACAUACUUGUGGUGUGAGUGUUAUUUAUUAUAGUUUUUUGCCUACUGAAUAUUCAAUAAACGCCUCAUUUGGUGCAAUGGUUAGACCAAUUAGUGAAGCUGGAAAUGGUGAAUGGCAAGUUGAAUCAAUUCAAAUGGGAUAUGAACUUGUAUCAGAUAAUAUAACAACAAUUGUAAUCCAUCCAAAAAUUAAGAAUUUCGGAUUUUCUUUCUAUUUUCAGAAUAAAUUUCAACUAACAAUGAAAAGAAAUCCAAGUUUCUACGUGGUUCUUGUAAUACUCCCCGCCUAUUUCAUAAACCUUUUGAGUAUUGUUGCAUUAUUUUGCAAUAUUGAAAAUCUUCCCGAAAAAUUUCAAGUUGGCCUAACUAAUAUUAUGUCAAUGAGUUUUAUUAUGGUAAUUCUUGCGGAUGAUCUACCAAAAACCAAAAAGAUACCACUUUUAGGUGAACUGCAUUUUUAAACAUUUCCAAAAAAAAUUAUCACUGUUUCAGCAAUUUAUGUGUUGACAAGUUUGGCAAUAAUAUUAGCUGCAAUGGUGGUUGUUGUGAUAAUUCCAAAAAUCAAGAAUCGUAUGCGGUAUUUUGAGAAAUCUCGCCUCAAACUCAAACUCGAACACAUAAUAAUGAUAAUUUUCCAAAUUGCAAAUUUUAUCAAUUUUUUAGUGUUGUUUAUAUAAAUGGAUAUGUGUAG
Molecule: messenger RNA, 1322 nt
Organism: Caenorhabditis angaria
Lineage: Eukaryota; Metazoa; Nematoda; Chromadorea; Rhabditida; Rhabditidae
Source: the annotation of a GenBank genome assembly